AUGCUGCUGCCCCAAACUCAUGCAUCCAACUCGGGGGAGGGAGGACAAGAGGAAGAUCUGGAAAAGACCAACACCAUCAUCCCGCAGCAGCGUCCUUCUUUUUUUGUCUCCGAGUCUGCGCAACCACCCAAAACACAACACGACCAAGGCGGAUUCGAGCUCCAAGACUACCCGCAACCCAAACAGCCUCGCACAGCUGACGACACAGCUGACACCAAUCAACAACGCAACCUCAACCCAUCCCGUGACCGCGCCGCGCGCAGGGAAGAAAAGAAGGCCAGGAAGCGCUGCUGGCUCGAGGCACAGGACGACAUGAAGUUCUCCCACAGCAUCCAGUUCAAUGCGGUGCCGGACUGGAGCACGCAUUACAUCGCAUACAGCAACCUCAAGAAGCUCAUCUACCAGCUUGAAAAGGUUGUCCACCUGUCAUCUGGCGGAGACGGCGAGUCGCGCCCGCUAAUCCAACAUGAAGACCCCGAAGUCGUCUUCAUUCGUGCCCUGGAUGUCGAGCUGGAAAAGGUCUUGUCCUUCUACUCCGUCAAAGAAAGGGAGCUGUUUGAAGAGGUACAGAACCUCUUGCGCGACGUCGGCGCAUUCGAGGAGGAGGCCGGUGACACCGACCAAGAGCGCGAGCUCCGUCCCCCCACACGCGGGAGCGAACAACAACAACAACAGAGACCUUUCCGAACCCGGAGCGAAAGCCUGCCGAGCCGGACCUCGACCGACGAUGGCACCAACAGCGACAACAGUGACGAUGAGAACACCGGCCUGAACAAGCCUGCCAGAAAGAGGCGGUUAAGCUUGGGGAGGAGAAAAACAAGCACCAGUGUUCCUGGACAUAUGAUGUCCUCCAUCGGCGACAUGACCGCCUCUACAGAGAUGACCAGGUCUCGCAGAUAUAGCACUACCUACGACGAUGACUAUGCCGAGCAGGCUGCCUUGUUCUCCUCGGGUAUCAUGCUCAAGAAGAGGAUCAUCAACCUCUACGUCCAGCUGUGCGAGCUCAAGUCAUACAUCCAGCUGAACAGGACGGGCUUUAGCAAGGUCCUCAAGAAGUUCGACAAGAUCAUCGACAGACAGUUGCGGUCCAAGUACAUGGACACCUUUGUCGAUACUGCAUAUCCCUUCCGUCCAGAGACAACCAAGGGCUUGGAAGAACAGAUUCACCUGACGGUCCGCGCAUAUACGGAUAUUGUCACCAAGGGUGACGAGGAGGCGGCCACGCGCGAUUUGCGAUCGCACCUAAGAGAGCACGUCGUCUGGGAACGAAAUACGGUCUGGAGAGAACUGAUCGGUAUGGAGCGGCGCGCUGAAGCCGCAAGUCUGGGACAUACUCUUCUUGGGCGAGAUGCCGAUCCAACGAGCCACCGCCUUCAGGGCGACGAUGAGCUGGUGUUGCCGACCAAGGAAAUCGCAACACCGCUUGGCCACUUCAGACUACCUGCUUGGCUAGUCAGCUCAACUCUGAUGACCCUCAUCAUCAUCUUUGCCAUCUUCUUCGCCCUGCUCUUCCUUCCUGUUAUGAAGAAGCCCGAGCAACAAAAUUGCCUUGCGUUACUGGUACUGGGUGCCAAGGCGGCCACCGAUGCUGUCUUCUCGGCCAUGUGGACUCCUGUCAUCAUGCUUCUGCUUGGUGGCUUCACUCUCGCAGCCGCUCUCUCCAAGUGCAGCAUCGACAAGCGGAUAGCAACCUUCGUCCUCAGCAAGGCAGGAACAAAACCCAGGACGGUUCUCAUCGCCAACAUGGCCGUGGCUGCGGUAGCUAGCAUGCUAAUCAGCAAUGUCGCCGCUCCAGUCCUCUGCUUUGGUAUCAUCGAGCCCAUGCUUCGCAACCUCCCCGCCGGUUCCAACAUGUCCAAGGCCGUCAUCAUGGGCAUCGCCCUCGCCUCUAACGUAGGUGGCAUGCUUUCACCCAUCGCUUCUCCUCAGAACGUCGUCGCCAUCGGCCUGAUGGAACCCCCUCCUACCUGGGGCGAGUGGUUCUUCAUCGUCAUCCCCGUCGGCAUCAUCUCCCUGCUUCUCAUCUGGGCUCUCCUGCUCCUCACCUUCCAGCCGGGCAAGGGCACCACCAUCGUGCCCAUCCGCCCUGUCAGGGACCGCUUCACAGGUGUUCAGUGGUUCGUCACCCUCGUGACUGUCGCCACCAUCGGCCUGUGGUGCGCCUCCCACCAGCUCGAGGCCGAGUUCGGACACAUGGGUGUCAUCGCCAUCAUCCCCAUCGUCUUCUUUUUCGGCGUCGGCAUCCUCACCAAGGAGGACUUCAACAACUUCCCCUGGACCAUCAUCAUCCUGGCGGCUGGUGGAUUGGCGCUCGGCAAGGCGGUCAACUCGUCGGGCCUGCUGCAUACCGUCACCAGGAUGAUCACAGAGGGCGUCCAGGAUUUCAGCCUCUACGGUGUCCUGCUCGUCUUCUCGAGCUUGAUCUUGGUGAUUGCCACGUUCAUCAGCCACACCGUUGCGGCGCUGAUCAUCUUGCCGCUGGUGUACAAUGUUGGAAAGGGCUUGGACGAGCCGCACCCGAACUUGUUGGUCAUGGCGGGCGUUUUGAUGUGUAGUGCUGCUAUGGGGCUGCCUACUUCUGGAUUCCCUAACAUGACCGCUAUCAUGAAGGAAGACCCAGCUGGCCAGCGUUACCUACAAGUCAAGCACUUUAUCAGCCGCGGCGUGCCCAGCAGUUUGCUUACCCUUGUGGUCGUCGUCACGGUUGGGUAUGGUGCUAUGAGGGUUGUUGGUAUGUGA
Messenger RNA from Sordaria macrospora k-hell, 2739 nucleotides. Lineage: Eukaryota; Fungi; Ascomycota; Sordariomycetes; Sordariales; Sordariaceae. The record is from RefSeq and is a predicted model, not a curated record.